AUGGAGCCAAACAACAGAACAACACAUACAGUAACAGAAUUCCUCAUCACAGGAUUGGAUGAAGUACAACACCCAAAGGUGGUGGGACUAGCCAUUUUGUUCGUCCUAUUUCUCAUUCUGAUCGGAAGCAUCACUAACAUUUGUGUCAUAGCAUUCAACAAGCCUCUGCAUACCCCCAUGUACUUUUUUAUUUGCUCGCUGGCAGUGGUAGACAUAGUCUACACCAGCGGCAUUAGUGUGACAAUGCUUAACGUUCUCCUUGGUGAGGAGAGAAGAGUCCCCUAUGCACCCUCAUUAGUAAGAGCAGCUUGUGUGAAUCCUUCAUAUUAUUUCAACGCAAUAUCUGCUGUGGGGACUGCUAUAUUAUGGGUUAAUUUAGCCUUGAUAUUCUUCUCAUACAUGAAGAUAGUUUAUGUAGUGAUACAAAUGUCUUCAUCCAAAGACAGGAGGAAAACAUUUAACACCUGUGUCUCCCACAUGAUAGUGGUGGCUUGCUUCUUUAUCCCCAAGGUGUUGUUAAUGUUGGUCACCAGGGUUGGUUUGGUUCUCACGCUCUCUCACAGAAAUGGCCUAAUCAUUGGCUCUACUCUGGGCCCCUCUCUUGUGAACCCACUUGUGUAUUGUCUCAAAACCAAGGAGAUUCGAGGGCGCCUGAAAUAUAUUUUCAAGAGAUCUGAAAUUAGUCCAAAUAUGUAAUGGUUAGGGUUACCAAAGCCAUUUCUUGUUUCUUGCUUGUUCCAAAAAAACGUGAUUUAGUCAAUAUUGUUUCCAUGUUAUUUCAUCAUCAUUGUAAUCAUGUUGAAUCAAUGUUGAGUUUUGAUUACAUUUACGAAAACUCAUCAGUAGCU
This is a messenger RNA of Oncorhynchus mykiss (rainbow trout), 848 nucleotides long. NCBI's taxonomy places the organism in Eukaryota, Metazoa, Chordata, Actinopteri, Salmoniformes, Salmonidae. The record is from RefSeq and is a predicted model, not a curated record.